AUGCCGGAGGGUGCAGCCGGCUCUGUGCUGAGCACAGCUGCCGGAGCGCUGGAGCCUCACGUGGCCCAGCGAGUGUCUGGAAUGAGGCGCCGGGAGAAAAGACUCCACACGAAGCACUUCGGAAGGCUCCGGGCUCAGACCGUCCUGGUCAAUGACACAGUCUCGGGGUUCAUCGGGACGGACGUGGUCCUUCACUGUAGCUUCACCAACCCGCUCCCCAGUGUGAAGAUCACGCAGGUCACGUGGCAGAAGGCCACCAAUGGCUCCAAGCAGAAUGUGGCCAUCUACAACCCCGCCAUGGGGGUCUCCAUCCUCUCCCCCUACAAGGAGCGUGUGACCUUCCGUAACCCCUCCUUUAAGGAUGGCACCAUCCAGCUGUCCCGGCUGGAGCUGGAGGAUGAAGGCGUGUACAUCUGCGAAUUUGCCACCUUCCCAACCGGCAACCGGGAGAGCCAGCUGAACCUCACCGUGCUGGCCAAGCCCACCAACCGGAUGGAGGGCACCACCCGGCCCCUUGUAGCCAGAUCCGGCAAGACGGAAAAGAUCCUGGUAGCCACCUGCAUGUCCUCCAAUGGGAAGCCGCCCAGCACGGUCACCUGGGACACCAAGCUCAAAGGGGAGGCGGAGUUCCAGGAGAUCAAGAACAGCAAUGGCACCAUCACGGUGAUCAGCCGGUACCGCCUCGUGCCGAGCCGGGAGGCCCACCGGCAGCAGCUCAUGUGCGUGGUCAAUUACCAGCUGGACCGUUUCACCGACAGCAUGACCCUCAAUGUGCAGUAUGAGCCAGAAGUCACCAUCGAGGGCUUUGACGGCAACUGGUUUUUGAACCGGAAGGAUGUGAAACUGACGUGCAAAUCUGAUGCCAACCCCCCUGCUACCACCUACCAAUGGAGGCUGCUGAACGGCUCGCUGCCCGAGAACGUAGAAGUCCAGAACAACACCCUGUUCUUCAAAGGGCCCAUCUCCUACAGCCUGGCGGGGACGUACAUCUGUGAGGCCACCAACACCAUCGGCACGCGGUCGGGGCUCGUGGAAGUCAAUGUCACAGAAUUCCCCUCCACCCCGCCUCCAAAUGAUGACCGCAAAUCAGUGGCGCAACCGAACAUCCCCACGGCCGUGAUUGGGGGCGUGGUGGGCGGAGUCUCGCUGGUCCUGGUGGUGGCCGUGGUGCUCUUUGUGUUGCUCCGCCGCCGGCGUCACACCUUCAAGGGCGACUACAGCACCAAGAAACACGUGUACGGCAACGGGUACAGCAAGGCCGGCGUCCCGCAGCACCACCCCCCCAUGGCCCAGAACCUGCAGUACCCCGACGACUCGGACGACGAGAAGAAGCCGGGCCCGCUCGGGGGCAGCAGCUACGAGGACGAAGAGGAGGACGCCGGAGGCGAGCGCAAGCUGGGCCUCGCCAACAAGUACGAGGACGACUCCAAGCGACCUUACUUCACCGUGGACGAGGUUGGAGCCCAUCCGGAGCCCUACAGCGAAAGGACACUCGGCUUCCAGUACGACCCCGAGCAGCUGGACCUGGCUGAGAACAUGGUCUCCCAGAACGACGGAUCUUUUAUUUCCAAAAAAGAGUGGUACGUGUAG
Messenger RNA from Emys orbicularis (European pond turtle), 1590 nucleotides. RefSeq names its product nectin cell adhesion molecule 1 (gene NECTIN1). Lineage: Eukaryota; Metazoa; Chordata; Testudines; Emydidae. The record is from RefSeq and is a predicted model, not a curated record. Gene Ontology annotation, biological process: homophilic cell-cell adhesion; heterophilic cell-cell adhesion; protein localization to cell junction. Gene Ontology annotation, cellular component: adherens junction. The coding region runs from base 1 to 1590 and encodes 529 amino acids. The transcript is spliced from 6 exons.